CCUUGGUCAAGACCGAGAGACAUUGAUCACGAUGGUUCUGUAUCCUUCAAUUUAAUUCUCUCGUAAAUAGAAAAAGGGAAGAAAUUACAUGAAAGAAACGGAUAUCACGGAACAAAAUUCAGAUGGCAGAAGAAUGGUUGACAACGGGCGCGAAACGUGACAACGGGACAACGUCGAUCUCAGUCGCGAGACAAUAAUGAUUAUAAAAUUAGUGAUGUACCGAGCAAAGUGUCCAAAAGUCCCCGAAGCAUACCAAAUACAAAAUCGUGAUCCCUCGGUUCUCUUCUCGGUUCCUCGCGGCGAAUCUGAAUCUCUGUGUCUCGGUUGGGGCGUCGGUCCCUAGCCUUGGACGUCUCUGAAAUUGUCACAAGAACAGAACGAAUAUUCUAAUCCUGCUUUUAACACUCUGGUUCUUGGACUUGUCCGAUGUCCUCGAGAAGCCUCAAAUGAGAAGGAGAGUUCACUUGGGCUAGUCACGAACGUAUUUUCCCUGUCGGUUCUGUUUUCGAGCGCACGAUCAGGCGCUGGUUCCGCGAGUCCUCAUCAUCGCUGCGGCUCUCUAUCAGACGACCGAUUCGUUUCACCACGAGGAGCACGAAAGGAGACACAACGACGCACUGGCGGUGUGUUAGAGCUCGCGCGAUGCCGACGCCGCGGGCUUUCGCGCGUUGCGUCCACCGAGGAGAGGAAAUCGGCGGCUCGGGAAACGGUCGCGCGGUGUCCGACCGCGAAUGAUUACGGGGAAAAAGAGACCGGACGACAGGGUUCAAGGGUCGCCGGACAGCCGACGACGAUACUUUCUGACCGCCGCGCUUCGUCCCGCUGAACUUGGCACGCGGCGAUCGACCACGACCACGAAUUGUAUCUUCAUCGAUAAACCAACGAUCCAAGGCUACAGCUGGACGACAUUUUCGCGAGUACACCUCUCUUUCUCACUUACUCGCUCACUCUCUCUUUCUCUCGCUAUUGCGACGCAAUAUUUUUCGACCGGUUUUUGGUGGGUUUUCCUGUUAUCGAACAUGUUUGUCUCGCAGGCAAAUGCCGAUGUUUGUUUUCAACCUUUUCCUUUAUUUGAGGAAGUGGGGAAUUUUGUUUUAGAUUCUUUAAACGUAGUUUUCGAUGAAUUUGAAAUGGACUAAAUAAAAUGUCUUUGGAUCUAUUUUCUUCCGUUUCUUUGCUAUUGUUUUAUUAUUGUGUGUCAUUGUGAGAGAUUCUUGUAGAAAAUAGGGAGUUUGGGAGAUAAUAUUUUCUUGCAAUGUAUAUAUUUUUUGAGUGGUAGUUUUUCUUUGACAUGAAACGGUUUUCAGAUUUAUUUGUAGACGAAAGACUUUUUAAUAAGAAUACUUCAUUUCUUGUGCAAUAUUAUUUCGCAUUUUCGAUUUAUUCGUUUCGCCUACGACUGGACGCGCUACGCUCAACAUUAUUUCCCGUCUAUUUAUCGUUCUUCCGUUACACGUUGCAUUAAGCCUGACUCCUAUUUCCACGGCAUUUCCAUUCAAAUUUCUUUCACCAGUAAUUUUCCAUUGAUGUCCAGCCUCUUUGUUCCUAUUUAAAUAAUUCUAGACAACAUCGAACUAGUUUUUAUCUCCCUCGCACUCGUUAUCUGUGGGUACCGUUAAGAGUGACCUCAACUUUUUAUAUAAUAUUCUCCUCGAUACCGCAAUCUUAAGUGUUGCUCCCGAGAAAUUGGGCAUCGGAUUAGUUUCAUUAAUAUUUCGGCUCGAUACGAACGCUUCGGAAUUUCUAAUCUUUUCAAUAACUUCUUCUUAAAUUUCUAUUACUUCUUUACAGACGUGCUACAUUCCCUUUAUCUCCACCUGAAAGCGAAAAUUCUCUCAUUUUUUCCUUCCUCCAGUUUACCUGCACAAUUUGGAGACUGCUCCAUUCGUUGUCGAAAGGUUGAAAAUUCUUCUGAAAGCUCUUCACGCAGAAUUCCUUUCGGAAAUUCUAUCUUCCGUCCGCUUCCUCACACCCUCGAAAUUGUUCGUCCAGCUUCCUCGUUCAUCGGGGGUCGUAAAUAUUCCGUUGCUCACGGCCAAUCCUGUUCAAUUCCAACGCGGAUAAUGUUUUGAACCAGGUCUCCUACGUCACCUUAGCUGAUUCGAGUUGUCAUAUUCUCGAGUUUCUUGGCCGCCCGCGGACAUUAUCGCGAUGAGGAAGGACGCCACGCGACGGUAUCGUUUCUACGCACUCCGCGGUGACGUCUUUCGCGUAGACGUGUUGUAACAGGCUACGAUGUAAGUACACAACCGCCGCGUUCGAUGUGUAAGCGUUAUGUAAUACAUGUACCGCGUACUAUUACGUUGUAGAAUACGCGUAAAAACGUGUAAAAUAAGCGAUUAGACGAGGCCGACAUUUCCAUUCGAAACUACUCGCGCGGUGAUAUCGAAGUACACUUUCGAUCGGGUGCAACACAGCUCGAUCGUUGCACAUGAAGUCACCGAUGGCGACGACACACUUGAUGGUAGCACGCUGAUCACUGAAAUUUUUGUUAUCCGACAACGGAUGGGGGCUGAACUUUCAAUUAGAAAUGUAGAUGUCAUACGAACGCGAAAGAGGAAUAAUGGUUCAAUCGAGAGGAAAGUAAAAUCCUGCCGUCAUCCUGGCGCGUGGCAAACCAGGCCAAAGGCCUGGAUCCUCGUCCUCCUCGUCCUCAUCCACGGAGAGGCUACAAAGGAUGCCAGGGCCGGCUCAAGAGAGGCCCCGGGCGCAACGGCUCACCGACAUCGAGCCGCAGGCUGCAAAAGGAUUAGGAUGUAAUCGAACAGAUGACUUCAGCACGCCAGUCAGCUCAGGCAGCAACAUGGGCAGUAUUGCACGGUUCCCGAAAUUGGACGAAUGUGCCCACUUUCAUUACGAGCACGUCGAGCUCAGUUCCUUGGAGGUUUCACUCAGCGAAGGUACCAAUGAUUCCGACAGCUACGUGGUUAGAGUUACAUCUGGAGAUGCAUGCUGGACCCUGCAACGAUCUUAUGAUAAUUUUGUUAUGUUCGACAAACAACUGCACCGCUGCAUAUUCGACAGGAAGUUCUCUUCCUUGACCAAGCUUCCAGACACUCGGUCGAAAAACACCUGUGAUAUACUGAAGGACUAUCUGAAUCGGUUCUCCCAGUUGAAUCAUGAAGGCCUAAAUUGCGGUCCUGUGUUGAAUUGGUUGCAACUAGAUAAUAGAGGAAGAAGAAUCCUCGUCCCGGAGUCAGAUUCAUGUCCUAUUAACACGCCUGCGGUAGCCGCAGCUUAUGCAGUUAGACCGUACGUGGCUCAAGCACCAGAUGAAAUCUCUUUCCAGGUUGGAGACAUGAUAUCUGUAAUAGACAUGCCUCCCCCGGGAGAAAGUACAUGGUGGCGCGGAAAGCAUGGCUUUGCAGUCGGUUUUUUCCCAGCAGAAUGUGUGGCCGUGAUAGGAGAUAAAGUUCCGCGACACCUGACCGUGUCGACGACAGUCAGGUCGAAGUUACCUGUGAAACCGGUGUUUAGGAAACAUGGGAAACUGAUCGCCUUCUUCAGAUCGUUCAUACUGAAUAGACCCUCUAGGAGGCGGUUAAAGCAGUCAGGAAUCUUGAAGGAACGUGUAUUUGGUUGUGACUUAGGAGAACAUCUAUUAAAUUCGGGUCACGAUGUGCCCACCGUUUUAACAUGUUGCACUGAAUUCAUCGAGAAGCAUGGGUUGGUUGAUGGUAUAUAUCGUCUAAGCGGCGUGACAUCGAACAUUCAAAGAUUACGAAACGCGUUCGACGAGGAUCGUGUUCCUGCAUUGCAUUCCGAUGAAAGUAUUCUACAAGACAUCCACUCGGUGGCGUCUUUAUUGAAAAUGUACUUCAGAGAGCUACCGAAUCCACUCUGUACAUACCAGCUUUAUUCUACUUUCGUUAGCGCGGUUCAGGCUAAUACCGACGCGGAAAGGUUAAGGCGGAUGAGGGAUACCGUUAGAAAAUUACCACCACCUCAUUACAGAACUUUAGAAUAUCUCAUGCGCCAUCUGGUGCGAGUCGCAGCCCGUGGCACGGAGACCGGCAUGACGCCCCGAAACAUCGCCAUAGUAUGGGCUCCGAACCUGUUGAGGUGCAAGGAACUAGAAGUCGGCGGUGUGGCGGCGUUGCAGGGGGUCGGUGUGCAGGCGGUUGUUACGGAAUUCUUAGUUUGUUACGCGGAAUUAAUUUUCGGCGACGGUCCGGUCGGCCGACCUAAAUCGUUGGCGAUUACGACACCAGCGAGAUUGUUAAGUCUGGAGGAGGCUCGAAACAGAAGUCUGAGAGGAGAGCCGGAUUACAUAGAGGUGGGCGCUGGGCCAGCUGGAAUGUCAUUACAGUAUCACACUGUCAUAGAGCUGCCGCGAAAGAGAAACGGCUCGAAGCGUUCGCCAUCGUUGAACUGGAGAGCUUUGUUUGGUAGGGGUGGUCCGGGUGCCAGGGGAAAACCGAGGCAAGUUGGCACGCCACCUCAAACAGAAACGGUGCCAAGUUCCUUAAACUCGUUGCGACGGUUAAGACCGGUGAAAAGCGCCGACAGUUUAGACGGCGAGGACAGCCUGGGUCCUCUGCUCGGACCCCCGCCGGCUAGACCCUGUGGGCACAGUCGUUCGGUUUCCCAUGACUCGUACUUCGAUCAUCUGGCGGACGCGCCUAAUCCAACCUCACCCCUGGACUUGUCGGAGAUACAGCUUAACUUUGAUUUGGAAGAACGCGAGAUGAGGAUGUUCUCCGAGGAGGAAAGUGGAGGUGUUGCUUCAGUCGAGGCAUCUCCGAGGCGACAGAGAAUGGAAGGGACCCAGAACACUGCUAACACCGGUGGAUCCAAGAGAAAACGAUCGAGAUUAGAAGAAAGACUGCAAUGCGACGUCGAGUUGCGCUUCAUUGAUAGCCAAAGUCCUGAUCAGGUGAUGGUGUCUGCAGACGUGCACAGUAUGGACACCCCAUCCCCUUUACCUACUCCAGGGUACCUUCCACUGUUGUCUGAAGCAUCAACGCCGCUCACCCCCGCGACGUUACACGGCACACCGCACUCCGCAUCACCCAUCCCAGCCAACAGUCCUAGGAUAAGUUUCCGAAGCUUCACCUUACCAUUAGAAAUUGACGACGAGCAGAGGAACACGAACAAGCUGAACAGAACUAGCGUGUCUUCCGAUAAAUCAUCCGACCCUAGUCAUAGGUUAUCCGUAAACUUAGAAGGGCAGAGUAACGCGAAGUCCUGCGAGAGGAUAAUUAUGUACGAGAAGCGCGCGGACUUGUACGACGACAAAGAGUCUUCCAAGGCUCAAAAGAAUUCGAAGGUGUCAAAUUUAGCAGUGUCGGAUGUAGACCAAGAGAUGACACCUUGUGAUAGGCUAAUGUCCCACUCUAGCAACAUAGAAUCGAACAAAACAACGCUUGCUUCUAAGAACGCAGGGAAUAGAUCGAGCUCGUGUCCAACCGAUGAGAGCAAAUCGUCCCAUAGCGACAACAGAGACAAUUUGGACAUACGAACGAAUGAUUCUUCGAACAAAUCCAUUAGCUGCCAGAACGGUGGUGAUUUGGCCGAGAGUUCUAACGCGCACAGAAACGAAUUGCAAGGUUUGCCAUUGUCGAGUGCCACCGACCUUGAUUCCCCAAUGUCCUACGAACAGACCAUCGAAGAUCUACCGGACUCCGGUUUUGUUAUUUGUGACAGUUCCGAUAAGAUGUUCACCAGCACAGAAACACCACAGAUGGCAUCCAACACUAAUGAUUCUGGUGAAUGGGUAAUAGUCGAAAGGACUGGAUCGAUUACGACUCCUACUAGCGAAUCGAGCAGUCCUAAAGAUCCUCUGGAAGGCACGGUGAAUGCUGCCAUAGCAACGGAUACCCCACAAUUGAGGUCGAUGUCGGAGAACGUUUCUAGAACCUCUUUGGAUCUCACUAUGGGGUCAACCGUAGAUACAGACACAUCUUGUAUUGGUGUUAGCGAUUUGACCGAAAGUCCUCUACUUCCCCAGGAGUCUGGAGAGAUGACGUUCGACGUCGUUGAUCGAGAUUUGGAGGAUCAUGAUGGCAAUGCUCGAAGGUCAGGCGAAGGAUUCGAUGGCCAAGCGAAUUUCAAUUUGGUCGAUUCCGGAAACAAUUUCUCGAACAUCUCCCCGAUACACGACCAGGAAAACGGGAAUCAGAAGAUUUGUGCCGUGAACGUAACGGACGUUCGUUUGAAUCAGAAACCCAGUGAAAUGGAACACGAAAUUUCCACGUGUUAUGCUCAAUUGGAUAAUACGAAAGCAUUCAACAGGAACGAGAAUCCGGCAAAGGAAGAAGUUCUUGGGGCAGAGACGUUCGAGAAUUCGCAAGGAGCAUCCAGGAACGUGGAGUUCCAACAGCAGGACAUCCGACGGUCUUUACAGUUGCACCAGAAGCCCCAUUUUCAAGGCGAUCGUCAUUCGUUCUCGAGCAAGUCGAGCAAGAACGAUCUUGCUUUAUCCCUCACCGACAAUAACAAACCACGUUGUCCGAGUCAGAAGCAGGAAAAGUGCCAAAGUUUCGAGUACCUAGCACGAAAGGAACCGGCUCAGAACAGUCAGCAGCACAAACAAUAUCAGCGUACCGAGGAGAACUCGAAAUGCAAUAAUCUGAAGAGUACUCAGCCACAAGAGCACAUCGAGGUGAUCCCGUCAGAAAACGCGGCGGAGCCCAGCGAGAUCGCGCAUCCACCCGAAGGCGCGUCUGAGACGACCUCCUUGAACUCAUCUUGCACCUUCUCAAACGCAUCUUCUCCGGUAGAUGAUUCCAUAGUCCUCCGCGAUACUGCGGCAAUAUUGCAAGAGCUGGCUUUGCAGAGAUUAUCGGGAGGAAUGGUGGGUAGCGACCUUACCAUUCCUCCAAGAAGAAGAUACGAAACCGAAAGCAGCAAGGAUCGCAGAAGUUUCGAUUCUGAGAUUGGCAGGGAAAUAGUCAGGGAACGAAAAAUGAGGCAAGAACUGGACACAGCUAGGGGAAAGUCUGAAGAGCCACCGUUGAAUUCUCAACAUUUACCGCCGUGCUUGAGAGCUCGCCAUGCGAGAGCUUCUAGAGCAUCUUUGAGCCGAUCGUUGGACGAGGCUAAAUUCAAUAAAAUGACUGAGAAAGCUUCUCUGCCCGUGAAACAGUCCUCCGAAGAUUCGCAGCAUAGUUCUACGCCCAAUGUUGGAACCGGAACGAAUGUGUCCUGUAACUCUGACAAAAUUCAGCUGAAGAACCUUAGUGGCUUAGACCUGGGCGAUCCCCAAUGCAGAGAGAGGAUAGAAAAGUACAAAGAGGAGAGGCGGACGUUCUUGAGGGAUAAGUAUAGAUCGGAAAGCUUCCGGGGAAUAUUGUCAAAGACGGAGGACGACGGGGACCAAGCGUUUUUGGCUAGGUUAAAACAGAGAACAUCUAGGCCCUCUCUUCAUUGAUAUUAAGGAUAACAUUUAUGAAACGGUCGAGUUUUCCGCGUGAAUUGCCUCCGUCGCGUCGCGCGGUGAAGUAUUCGGACGAAUAAAGUGAAGCUGGUGGUUGCACUGAUCGCAUUUAAUCCUUUGCACUCAGAGUUUAGUUCGAUGAUAAUAGAACUUCGGUUCGGUUUUUCUUGUAGAAUUCAGUAUUAUUACAUUGAAAGAUAAAUACUCUUACUGAUAAACAUAAAAAUGUUGUAUAUGAGUAAAUCGAAAAGAAAAAUGAAUAACAUUUGAAUAACGUGUGGUUUUGUUUAAACAAAUGACAAUUCGAUGCUUUAAAAUAAGAAAAAUUAUUAUAAUGGAACUUUUUCUCGAAAAGGUAAUCUCAGAUUUCAGUAUUUGGGUUUCAAUAUAAAUAAUUAUUUCUUUUUAUUUUAUUCGUAAUAAAUUUACUGGUUUUAAUUUAUCAAGUAUGUAAAAAAAUUGAUUUCGUUACUUUAAACUACAUUUAAUACAUCUCUUAUUUAUAAGCUGAGAUGUAAAGGAACAGACCUUCAGUGAGCUUGUGCCAUUUAUAAUAUUCCAUUGAAACGAGAACUCAUACUAACUUGUCCUUUAUCACUAAACGUAUCGCAAUCGGUCAAAUGAUCGGUUCUAAAAUUUGAUUUAAAAUUCUACAUUCUCUUUCCCUCAUUUAACUCCGUGUCAAUUCCUAUAUUGUUCGAUUAACUGGUUUUUCAAUUUUUGUCUUUCCUUUAGUUUCUGUUUCCACUAGAAAAAAAUUUAUCAUGCAACUUGUUUAUUUUUAUUUCGUAAUCAGUUAUUCGACUGGUUACUUUUAGAAUGGGUGUAGCUAUUUACAAAGUAGCCGUCCGUUUAGUGUUAUUUUAGUAUUUUCAAAAACUCGUACAGACUACUAUUACAUUGUUAUUAAAAAUUAAAAAGAAGAGAAACAAAUAACGUCUUAUAUUGAAAUCCAUUUAAGCGAAACUCAUGUUUGCAAUUGCAAGAAACUAAAUAUUAUUUUAUUUAUUUUGAAAAGAAUGAAUUCGCAAUUAAAUUGUAAUGGCGUAUUAGGGCAGAUGGAGAUUAAAUUUGUUUCUAUUUUAUUAAAGAAUGUUAUCACGAGCGUUUAGUAUUAUUUACAAUUUUGUUUUAAGAACUGAAGACUCUUAAACGUGUGCAUUUAUUUAUCAUGUAUUAUUAAAUAAUUAGAGUGCAAAUGGUUAAAGCAUGAUAAAAAUGAACGGAUUGCAAAAGAACGUUUGUUUUAUCGCUGUUGUUAACAGAACAGUCCGAUAGCUUGAAUGUUCUUAAUUAAUUAUUAAUUAUUAAUAAAUUAUUAAUAUAAUGCGUAUUAUAUUAUCCGAAUGAUAUGUAUUAAUAUUAUUUCUGUUAUUGUUAUUGAAUCUAUAACGAAUGAUUUUUUUUCCAUUACUGUUAUUGUUCCCAAAGAUGUUCUUCAUUAGAUUUUUACGUUCGUCGGCGCUGUUCUGUUAAUCGACUGCCCGAUUGAUCCAAAGUAUACCAGAAAGUUGUGGGUCCACGGAAUGGAGUUCGUUUGUAAAACCCUUUGCACACGAAAUUUCCUUUCUUUUGCCGCCAUUUUGGUGAACUUGUUUUUUGAAUGUUAUUUACGAAGUUAAGUUUUAAACGAACAAAUCUAUAUAAUACUCUGUAACGUUUAAACGGAACAAAAGAAAAUUUUCUGUAUGAUGAUGAUAAUGAUGAUGAAGAUGAUGAAGAUGAUGAAGU
Messenger RNA from Nomia melanderi (Alkali bee), 9109 nucleotides. It is a transcript of the gene CdGAPr, whose product is annotated as GTPase-activating protein CdGAPr. Gene Ontology annotation, biological process: small GTPase-mediated signal transduction. The record is from RefSeq and is a predicted model, not a curated record. Gene Ontology annotation, molecular function: GTPase activator activity; protein binding; phosphatidylinositol binding. NCBI's taxonomy places the organism in Eukaryota, Metazoa, Arthropoda, Insecta, Hymenoptera, Halictidae.